Molecule: messenger RNA, 1155 nt
Organism: Lentinula edodes (shiitake mushroom)
Lineage: Eukaryota; Fungi; Basidiomycota; Agaricomycetes; Agaricales; Omphalotaceae
Product: Six-hairpin glycosidase
Exons: 13
Coding region: 1-1155 (384 amino acids)
Biological process (GO): carbohydrate metabolic process
Source: RefSeq, a predicted model, not a curated record
AUGAUAGUGGGCUCGACGACAAUCCUGGUCCUCCUAACUUCAUUAUUUGAGCUAUCGGUGAACGCAGCCAGUGUCCUACAUCAGCAUCAGAAACGUGCUCAAUGUGCAGCGACAUUAACCGUCGCCGAGAGCGUUGCGUCCACCCUGCAAGCACAUUACUACAAUAGCGGCACCGGGAUGUAUAACGGUGGCUCUCUCUGGACAGAUGCAAAUGCGUUGGAAGAUUUACACAACCUAAUGCUCGGCGCAGAUGUGGACACAUGGAGCACGAUCGCAGAUGGCUCUUACAUUGGCCAGGCGGCUCUUUCUUCAUCUACGGAUUGGGCUUCGUUACUAGGAGGCGCGAAUGAUGAUGCUGGUUGGGUGUUAAUGGCUUUGUGGAAGAUAGCUGACUACAAGGGGGCUCGCGGUCUUUCGAAUGCUGCAUACCUUAAUGCCGCGGCAACCAUAUAUAACCUUAUCGCAGGUCAGUGGGACGAUACCUGUGGGGGUGGAGUAUGGUGGAGUACCGCUCAUACGUACAAAAAUGCAAUCACAAAUCAGCUCUUCCUCUAUGUAUCAGCCGAUGGAUAUCUGAGGGGUGGAGGGCAGACAUAUCUCGAUAAUGCUAACAAGGUCUGGAACUGGUUGUCUGCCUCUGGAAUGAGAAAUUCGCAAGGAUUAUGGAACGAUGGCUUGACAGAUACUUGCGUCAAUAAUGGACAGACGACAUGGACGUACAAUCAGGGUGUCAUUGCUUCUGGUUUAGCUGCUCUUUAUUCUGCUACGAAAAAUACCACCCUCCUCGAUCAAGCAGAAAUAACACUGGAUGCCACAAUUUCUCUUUUAACUGAUGAUGACAUUCUUAAGGAAUCUUGCGAUGAUGCACUGUCUGGUGGAUCGGUUUGUGAUGCUGACCAGCAAUUGUUCAAGGGCCUGUGGACCAAACAUGUCCAGUAUUAUCUCGAUAUGGCCAAUGACAGCACUCGUACAGCCAAAUACAGUCCCUUCCUAGGCUCGCAGACAUCCGCUGUUUUCCAUUAUGGUACCGAUUCAAGCAACGAUGUUGGUUCUGUCUGGUACGCGCCGAAUCAGGGGGGUUCGAUUUUCACUCCGAAGACCUCAACAAGCGGACUGGAAGCCCAUGUCGCCGCAGCUAAAUAUGGACCUUGUUAG